CAUUCUAAUUGGCCCAAUCCAAAUGCCCCCUUAGCCCCUCCCCAAUCUCUCACCACCACCACAUCCUUGAUUCCGUGUUUCAGCAAAAAGGACCACCAUCUUCUUCCUUCCAUCACAUUUCCCCUCUUCUCCCCCAAAGCCAAAGCCAAAUCCCACAAUCACAUCCAUGGCAGCCAUGGCAACUCAAUCCACCCUCUUCACUCCCCCGCUCAAACCCAACUCCCUCUCCACACGGAACCCAAAAUCCUCCUCCUUCAUCUCCAUCCCCACCUCCGCCGCCCCCUCCUCCUUCAAACUCUUCAGAUCCGCCGCCGCCGAGGGCAGCAACGCCCCCGUGGAGUCACCUCCCAAAUUGGAGGCCCCAGUCGGGUUCACCCCGCCCGAGCUCGACCCCACCACCCCGUCUUCAGCGGCUCCACCGGCGGGCUCCUGAGAAAAGCCCAGGUGGAAGAGUUCUACGUCAUCACCUGGGAGUCCCCCAAGGAGCAGAUCUUCGAGAUGCCCACCGGCGGCGCGGCGAUCAUGAGGGAAGGCUCCAACCUGCUGAAGCUGGCGAGGAAAGAGCAGUGCCUGGCGCUGGGGACCAGGCUGAGGUCCAAGUACAAGAUCAAGUACCAGUUCUACAGGAUUUUCCCCAACGGUGAGGUUCAGUACUUCCAUCCCAAGGAUGGGGUUUAUCCGGAGAAGGUGAACCCUGGGAGGGAAGGUGUGGGGCAGAAUUUUAGGUCGAUUGGAAAGAACGUUAGCCCCAUUGAGGUUAAGUUCACCGAGAAGCAGCCUUAUGAUUUGUGA
Molecule: messenger RNA, 792 nt
Organism: Linum tenue
Lineage: Eukaryota; Viridiplantae; Streptophyta; Magnoliopsida; Malpighiales; Linaceae
Source: the annotation of a GenBank genome assembly